GCUCUCUACCUCUCCUCGGCCUCGACCGGGCCUCAGGCGAGAGCCAUGCUGGAGGCGUCCGCAAGAUGGGGGUCCGGGGCGCGGGGCAAAGAACAGAUCUCGGUGCCUGUAUGCAAGGUCAAGUAUCAGCCCUUCCGCGAGGCAACUAGAGGCGGCGAAAAGAACCGGCGCCUUGGUGGUGGCUUGGCCGGGAAAGGAAGACGCGGUCACGGGGCCGGGGAGGGGGGCACCAGCGUGGGGGAUCACAACCGCCAGCAGCAGGAACCGCAAGAAAAGAUGUUUGCGUGCCACCUUCACCACUACAGGCGGAAGAAGAACAUCGAGAAAGCCGGCCCGCGUCAAGGCUGGCAGAGCUUCUCUGCGUUCCACGGGUCGGCCACGGCGGCCCCUCCUGAACAUUCAAGCGGCGGAGAGAGGCGAACGGGCACCACAACGGCAGCAGCGGUUGCCGCCUGCGAGAGUCCGUCAGAGGGUCGCUCCGCCGCAGGUUCUGUCCCGCAGGCUCCCUGCGACGAGGGGAGCGGUGGCUCCGGUGUUGUUACGGUUGGUGCUGGUCGGAGACCAACGACAGGGGUCGAGGGAGCUGCAGCUGCCGCUGCUGCUGCUGUUGUGGCAGAACCCGGCUGCCCCCCACCAAUCAAACGGCCAAGGGUUGAGCGAUAG
Messenger RNA from Ectocarpus siliculosus, 663 nucleotides. Lineage: Eukaryota; Phaeophyceae; Ectocarpales; Ectocarpaceae. The record is from the annotation of a GenBank genome assembly.